Messenger RNA from Bombina bombina (fire-bellied toad), 1321 nucleotides. RefSeq lists its product as uncharacterized. The record is from RefSeq and is a predicted model, not a curated record. Lineage: Eukaryota; Metazoa; Chordata; Amphibia; Anura; Bombinatoridae. The transcript is spliced from 8 exons. Gene Ontology annotation, cellular component: membrane. The coding region runs from base 181 to 948 and encodes 255 amino acids.
UGUAGGUGGAAUAUAGCUCCUCCUUUCAAUGUGAAGACUGCUGUCAUUGGCUAAAUAAAGAGAAAGGGGUUUUCCUUCCCCACCUUUCCCUGUGUGCAGAGUUUAUUUGUUUCAGUACUGGUCUGGCAGGCAAGUUUCAGAUAACAGGAUCUGGUUAUUGGACUUGACUCCGUUACAACAAUGCCGACUAACAUUGUGAAAGUCCCUGAAGGGAACGUCUCCUGUGAAACUUCAGAGGGUUCAGUGAUAAAUAUUCAUGUCAACCAAAGGUCUUUCCUAGAUGCCCUUUUUGAUGGAAUCAGAAGCCUGAGAAGCACCAAAGUUCAAAAAUCAACCAGUAAAUCAACCCAUGGAGCACAGAGAGGACUUGGGGCCUCUCAGAUCACUUUGGGCUGUAUCUGUGUGAUGCUUGCUAUAAUCAUUUGCAUUGGACCUGAACUGCAGAUAUAUUGGAGUGGGACUCUCUUUUGGGUUGGAUUCCCGUUCAUAAUAUCUGGAGCAAUGAGUGUUGUAGCUGACCAACGGCGCACCUUCACUGUGAACCUUCUUUCAGGUCUUUCACACACUGUUAGUAUUGGAGUUGCAGUGGCUGGUUUGGUGAUAUUGGCUGUUGAUCUUCAAAAUCUUCCAUGGUUUCGCAGUUGGGAAAACUACUGUGACACAUCUGAACAAAACUUUCAAUGGGAUUAUAGAACAACAGCACGCCCCAUCUCAGAUUAUCGGGUGCAACAAUGCAAGAGAGUAUUAAAUAUAUUCAUGAGAUUUUUUGGUGGAGUGCAGAUCAUGAUUUUGCUUCUCAUUAUCUGGGGCCUCUGUAUCUCGCUCUUUUCCCUUGGCUUCAGACUGAAGACUUGCUGUUGUGAACUGAGUUCUGAUAAGGAGACUCUAAUGGAAGAUGAUGAUGAACCUCUGAUGAAGUCUCCUUGUAAAGAGCCUGAGAUCGUUUAGGGAGACCUGCACAUUUUCUGCCUUUUCUAAACCUUAUACUGCUCAACAAUAUAAAAUAGCAUUAAUGCUUUGCACACAUUAUAUACUAUGUUGUGAAAAUGAUUACUUACUUUCAAAUACAUCUGCACAUUAGCAUCACUUAUGGGUGUGUUUUUUUUUUUUUUGUUGAAAUAUUUUUUAUUAGGGAAGAAUACGAUCACAUUGAAUCAAUUACACAGGGUUCUUCUUCCAGACCACCGGAUCCUCUUCCUUAUCUCUGUCGCUGUCAAACAAGCUUCCCCUUCCCCCCCCCCCUCAACUCUAGAUCCCAAUGUUCCACCGUCACUCGUUCGUCUUGUACAUUAGCCAAUAAAACCAUGUUUUUUGAAAAGUU